AUGGAUCCUCUCUCGGUGAACGGCGAACAGCCGCUAAAUCCGGCAAGACACAAAUUGCUUGAACAAGUCAUCAGGACACCAGGGAGACAACCCUCACCCCAGCCGACUUGGCUGGGAGUUCCUGGUGCCUCCCAAUCCAAUCAAUCGUUACACCGCAUUCUGUCGGAUCACAGUCCAGGCUAUGUGGCUCCUCAGUUUGAGGGCAAGAGGGCACAGAUGGAGGAGGUUAUGGACCUCAUCGAAGAAAAGGGCUUCUUGCCAACCGAAUUUAUCGCGUCCGAGACUGAGUGGUUCUACAAUUCGCUGGGAUUCGACGACAUGUAUUUCUCCACCGAGACCGUCGAGGCGGUGGCAAGCAAUAUUCUCUCGUUGUACGCCGCCAAGCUCGCUGCAUAUGCGCGAGAUGACAAGAAGCUGGAAAUCAGAUUGGCCAAAGAGGCGUCUGACCAUGCAGUCUACAUUGACACAAGCAAGCCUGGAAUAAGUGUCAUCGAGGGACCGAGAUACGAACAGAGAAUCGACGAGAAGUACAUUGACGGUUCUACACCGGCGAGGAGCUUCCGUGUCGAGUCCUUCAGAUCGAGCAAUGCCCUGCCGGAAAACCCGGAGGAAUCAUUGCGAUGCUACUUCGUUUACGAGUGUCAAUUCAAGAACCCAAACCCUGGGCCGGACGAGACAGACAUUGAGGUCAUUGGUGAAAAGCGGUUUCUCCAGAAGGCCACUCAGAACACCAAAGAGAUCUACCAGGAGAUCAUAACCUAUGCCGUGGCCCGAACCGGCCCGGUCAUCGAAAUGUUUGAGAUGGAGGGCACCCGAGAAAAGAGACUGGUCAUUGCGUACCGUCAAGGGUCGGCUAUGGGUAUUUUCAGUGCUCUGUCAGAUCUCUACCACUAUUACGGAGUUACCAGCUCCAGAAAAUACGUCGAGCAGUUUUCCAACGGCAUCACGGUCGUCUCUCUAUAUUUGAAGCCUGCCAGUACCGAAAUUGCCAAGUCAAGGUAUCCUCCUAUCGAGGCUUCCAUCCAUCAGAUCAUCAAAGAAGUCUCUUUGCUCUUUUGCAUUCCUCAGAACAAACUUCAGGGGCAGUUUGCCAGUGGCAAUCUGAGUUUGCAAGAAAGCAUCUACGCCCAUUGCGUGCAUGUCUUUGUCCAGCAAUUCCUCAACCGGCUUGGUUCCGAGUACACCUCCUUGGUUGCGGCGCUGAAAGGAGACACAAACGCCAAUGCAGAAUUGCUUUCAAAGAUCAAGAAGCGGUUGCGAACAGAGACAUUUACCUCGGAUUAUAUCCUCGAGAUCAUCAACAAGUACCCAGAGCUCAUUCGGAACCUGUAUCUCUCUUUUGCAAACAACCACUACGUCCAGACCCGAGGAGAGCAGGAUGAUUUCAUUCCGACACUUAGUUACCUGCGAUUGGACGUGCAAAACGUUCUUGACGAUGCUACCCUGUCUGAGAUGAUCUCUACGACCACCCAAAACCAACACGACGAGAUGGUGAUGCAAUACUUCUUAACCUUCAACAAAGCGGUCCUUAAGACAAACUUCUACACCCCGACCAAGGUAGCACUCAGUUUCCGACUCAAACCCAGCACUGAAUUCCUACCUGAUCACGAAUAUCCACAACCCCUAUACGGGAUGUUCUUGGUCAUUGGUUCAGAGUUCAGGGGAUUCCAUCUUCGGUUCCGCGACAUUGCGCGUGGUGGCAUCCGGAUCGUCAAGUCCCGUAACAAGGAACUUUACGCAAUCAAUGCUCGAACUCAAUUCGACGAGAACUACAACCUGGCCAACACUCAGCAGAGAAAGAACAAGGACAUUCCAGAAGGUGGAUCCAAAGGGGUCAUCCUUCUUGACUACCAACAUCAAGACAAGGCUCGUGUUGCCUUUGAGAAAUACAUUGACAGUAUCAUGGAUCUUCUGUUGCCGCCUACGAGCCCAGGUAUCAAAGAUCCUAUUGUCGAUCUACAUGGGCAAGAGGAAAUUCUGUUCAUGGGGCCAGAUGAGAACACUGCCGACCUUGUGGACUGGGCUACGGAACAUGCCCGUGCCAGAGGCGCGCCGUGGUGGAAGUCCUUCUUCACCGGCAAGAGUCCCAAACUUGGUGGUAUUCCUCACGACGCAUAUGGAAUGACGACUUUGUCCGUCCGCGAGUAUGUCUUGGGCAUUUAUCGCAAGUUGAACUUGGAUCCGAGCAAAAUCAGAAAGCUUCAGACCGGUGGUCCAGACGGAGACCUGGGCUCCAAUGAAAUCCUUCUUAGCAACGAGAAGUACACUGCCAUCGUUGAUGGUUCCGGUGUCCUCGUUGACCCAGCGGGCCUGGAUCACGCGGAGUUGGUGCGUUUGGCGAAGAAGCGAGUGAUGAUUUCACAAUACGACAUCUCAAAACUGUCACCCCAGGGAUACCGCGUCCUGGUGGAAGAGAAUAAUGUCAUGUUACCUUCCGGCGAGAAGGUCCAUAACGGCAUGACUUUUCGGAACACAUAUCACCUCCGCGACGCUUCGCAGUAUGACCUCUUCGUGCCUUGUGGUGGUCGACCGGAAUCGAUUGAUCUAUCCAAUGCCGGUAAGCUGAUCGUGGAUGGCAAAUGUAAAAUCCCCUACAUUGUCGAGGGCGCCAAUCUAUUCAUCACGCAAGACGCCAAGCUUCGUCUUGAAAAGGCCGGUUGUAUCAUUUACAAGGAUGCCUCUGCCAACAAGGGCGGCGUGACUUCGUCGUCGCUUGAGGUCCUAGCAAGCUUGUCCUUUGACGACAAGGGUUUUAUUGAGAACAUGUGUGUUGACAGCGAUGGAACCGUUCCAGAGUUCUACACGAUGUACGUCAAGGAAGUGCAAGAGACAAUUAAACGCAACGCUCGUCUCGAGUUUGAAGCCAUUUGGCGCGAACACGAGGCCACAGGGGUACCUCGCUCGACCCUCUCUGAUCAGUUGUCCCUUGCAAUCACCAAGCUGGAUGAGGACCUUCAGAACUUCAAGGAUUUGUGGAACAACGAACCGCUUAGACACCAGGUCUUCAAGGAAGCGCUCCCUAAGACACUCCAGCAGAAGGUGGGCUUGGACAAGAUCUUGAGCCGUGUGCCGGACAACUAUCUCAAGUCUAUCUUUGGGAGUUACCUGGCCAGUCGAUUUGUGUACGAGUACGGCGCGACGCCGAGUCAGUUUGCCUUUUUUGAUUUUAUGAGCAAAAGACUUGCAGGUGCGAUUACCAAUGGGCAGUGA
Cladophialophora psammophila CBS 110553 is the source of this 3210-nucleotide messenger RNA. Its product is annotated as NAD-specific glutamate dehydrogenase. The record is from RefSeq and is a predicted model, not a curated record. The transcript has 2 exons. Gene Ontology annotation, cellular component: mitochondrion. Lineage: Eukaryota; Fungi; Ascomycota; Eurotiomycetes; Chaetothyriales; Herpotrichiellaceae. Bases 1 to 3210 code for a protein of 1069 amino acids. Gene Ontology annotation, molecular function: L-glutamate dehydrogenase (NAD+) activity.